This is a messenger RNA of Tarenaya hassleriana, 1593 nucleotides long. RefSeq names its product gibberellin 20 oxidase 3. The transcript has 3 exons. Gene Ontology annotation, biological process: unidimensional cell growth; flower development; response to light stimulus. NCBI's taxonomy places the organism in Eukaryota, Viridiplantae, Streptophyta, Magnoliopsida, Brassicales, Cleomaceae. Gene Ontology annotation, molecular function: gibberellin 20-oxidase activity. The record is from RefSeq and is a predicted model, not a curated record. The coding region runs from base 51 to 1196 and encodes 381 amino acids.
CCACCUAUAUAAACGACCUCUCUCUCCUCUCCGCAUCGGCCCAUUGAACAAUGGCAAUGCAGUGCCUUAGAAAUCAGCCAAAUAUGCCUCUCCCUUUGAAUUUCGACCAAGAUAAAGACAACGAGACCGGCAUGAUCUUCGAUCCACGGCUCCUAAAUCUCCAACCAAACGUACCGACACAGUUCCUUUGGCCCGACCACGAAAAACCCUCCAUGAGUUCCCCAACGCUCCGAAUCCCUCUAAUCGAUCUGGCGGGUUUCCUCUCCGGCGAUCCUCUCUCGGCCUCGGAGGCUUCCAGGCUCGUGGCCGAUGCCGGGAUGAGACACGGCUUCUUCCUCGUCACCAACCACGGUGUGGACGAGAGGCUCAUUUCGCGUGCCCACACGUGUAUGGACACGUUCUUCACGUCGCCUUCGUGCGAGAAGAAGAGGGCGCAGAGGAAGUGGGGAGAGAUGUCUGGUUACGCCAGCAGCUUUGUCGGAAGGUUCGCCUCGAAGCUCCCCUGGAAAGAAACGUUGUCGUUUUGUUACUCGUCCGACAAGAAAACCCAUUCCGAGACAGUUAAAGAUUACAUCUACGGUACCAUGGGAGAUGGAUACGAAGAAUUCGGGAAGGUUUAUCAAGAGUACUGUGAGGCCAUGAGUGAUCUCUCUCUCAAGAUCAUGGAGCUACUCGGAAUGAGCCUCGGGAUAGAAAGAAGCCGUUUCAGGGAAUUUUUCGAAGAGAAUGAUUCGAUAUUGAGGCUUAAUUACUAUCCACCAUGCAAGCAGCCGGACCUUGUGUUAGGGACGGGACCUCACUGUGACCCGACAUCUCUAACCAUACUUCACCAGGACCAAGUCGGCGGCCUUCAGGUCUUCGUAGACGGCCAAUGGCAAUGCGUCCCUCCGAACCCUAGAGCGUUCGUGGUCAACAUCGGUGAUACCCUAAUGGCGCUAACGAACGGGAAGUACAAGAGCUGCUUGCAUAGGGCGGUGGUGAACAGCGAGAGGGAGAGGAAAUCGGUGGCAUUCUUCUUGUGUCCGAAGGGUGAUAAAGUGGUGGAGCCACCGAAGGAAAUAUUGGUCGGGGACAAGACAGAGAGAGCAUACCCUGAUUUCACAUGGUCUAUGUUCCUCCACUUCACUCAGAAGCAUUACAGAUCCGACAUGAACACUCUCCAGGAAUUCACGAAAUGGCUUCAGAAUAGGGGAUGAAGUGAAAGUGGUUACGAGCAAGAAAAAUCAAUAUCAAUACUAUAAUAUGUUAAUUAAUUAUAAUCAUAUAUAUAUAUAUAUAUAUAUGAGGGAAUUAAUAAAAGGGUUAAUGAGUAGACAUUGUGUGGAUGCCCGGGAAAGUGACUUCCAGUUAUGGAAGGGUUUAAAGAGAAAACAAGAAAAGGGGGCUUUAGUUGGGUUUUGUAUCGAAAGAGGGAAGGAACAAAGGGAUAGAAAUAGGAAAAGACGAUGUUUUUUGUUUCUGUUUAUGAUGUUUGGUCUGCUGUAGGAUCAAGUGGAUGUUCACAUGAAUCGCGUUGUGUUGCUCUCUUUAUUCGUACGAAAUUAUUUUAAAUUGUUAUAAGAAAAACAUGUAUGGCCAUUAUUAAUGAAUGUA